Molecule: messenger RNA, 1482 nt
Organism: Kalmanozyma brasiliensis GHG001
Lineage: Eukaryota; Fungi; Basidiomycota; Ustilaginomycetes; Ustilaginales
Product: NUDIX hydrolase domain protein
Exons: 1
Coding region: 1-1482 (493 amino acids)
Biological process (GO): NAD+ catabolic process; NADP+ catabolic process
Cellular component (GO): cytosol
Molecular function (GO): NADH pyrophosphatase activity
Source: RefSeq, a predicted model, not a curated record
AUGUCCCAAACGCCGACAGUCCCCCAAGCGGGCUCCUUCCCCUCCUUUACAACCGUCAACUUCUAUGCCGGCUCCAAGCUCAACCGUCUCUCAUGGCUCCGCACCUCGACCGAGUUUCUAAACUCGACCAUCGCAUCGCCGGAAACGCGCUUCGUGGUGAUGAAGAACAACAACCCCUUGUGCCACGCUUCGGGCGAGGACGAGGGGCUGCUGGCGACGCUCGGGUGGGACGAGGUGAAGCCGUACAUUCUGGAGAAUGUCAAGGCCUCGGGAGGGGCGCAGGCCGAGGAGGGGGAUGCGCUUGUGUUCGGUCCCCAGGCGUACGGGCUCAAGAACGGUGGCGAGGUCGACCGGGACUUUGCCCGCGCUACGGAUGGCGUGGGACCGAGCAGGCUCGCGCUGGUCUUCUUGGGCAUUGACGAGAGCAAGUUGAGCGAGACCUCUCUGCCCGGUCAGAUGGCCAAGGACACGAGCAAGACCUCGGAUGCGGCAAACUCGAACGCUCCCCCCGCCGGGACACCGUUCUUCGCACUCUCCCUUACCUACCGCCCGCCCUUCCUCAAAGACGGCGAAGCGUCACCCAUGCAGGCCCUGCUGGAGAAGCUCGAGAACGAGGAGAAGUACGACUUUAUCGACCUCCGUGCGUCCUCCCGUGCUGCCACCUGGCCUGUCGAGGACGCAGCGAUCGUAGCCCAAUCCAAAUCGCUACUCGACUGGAACGAGCGACACCAGUACUGCCCUGGUUGCUCGCGUCAGCAGUACUCGCUGUGGGCGGGGUACAAGCGCGGAUGCUCCUCCUCCCUCGGUCACGCUGCUCCCGGUUCCGACUUCUCUACCUCGUUCUUGUCCGGCGGAGCAGCAUCGUUCGAGGAGGACGGCAAGGGCGUCUGUCCCUCGACGAAAGUGCUGAGCAACUUCCACUACCCUCGAACCGACCCGGUGAUUAUCAUGGCGAUCAUCUCGCCCGAUGGCGAAAAGGUGUUGUUGGGGAGACAGAAGAAGUGGCCGGCGGGCUUCUACUCGUGUCUGGCAGGAUUCUGCGAGCCGGGCGAAUCGUUCGAGGAGGCCGUCCGUCGCGAGGUGUUGGAGGAAUCCGGAAUCAAGGUGGACCAGGUCAUCUACCAUUCCAGCCAACCCUGGCCGUAUCCGACCAACCUCAUGGCGGGCUUUUACGGCAUUGCAAAGAGCGACAAUGAAAAAGAUAUCCGGUUGGACCUGGAUAACGAGUUGGAGGACGCGCGGUUCUAUACGAGGAAGGAGAUUCUCGAGGUCAUCGGGAGCAAGGAGAGGAGUCACUUCACCAAGCAGGAGCUCGAGAACCUGGACAAGGAGCACAACGAUGACGCAGAGGUCAAGGAGAAGAGGAAGCAGAUCAGACUGCCACCGCAGACGGCCAUCGCCAGAGUGUUGGUCGAGGCGUGGGCGAACGGUCAGGCUGUGCUGCCGACCCACAUGGAAGGCUUUCAGAGGACACGCAUGUAG